AUUUAAGUUCCUCAAAAUCCCAUAAUACACAAAUAAGGAUUUAUACAAUACAUGGAUAUGACAUGAAACUAGCUGCUCGUGUGCUGCAGGUGGCUGGUCUCGAGAUAGUGUUGGGCACAGAGCAUGACUGGGCCAUGAUGCUGUCCCUGUCUCUCAUCCCGGCCCUCACACAGUAUGUGAUCCUACCCUUCUGUCCUGAGAGUCCCCGCUAUCUGCUCAUCAACCGGCAAGAAGAAAUCAAGGCCAAAAGUGCCCUGCUGAGGCUGAGAGGCAGAGCAGAAAAUGUAUUUGCUGAGCUGGAAGAAAUGAAAGAGGAAGCUGCUCACACACAGAGUCGUGUCACCAUCCAGGAUUUCUUCAAGAAACGCAGCUACAGGCAACCGAUCAUUAUUGUCCUGAUUGUUAGCCUGGGAAGCCAGCUCUCUGGAUUCAAUGCGAUAAUCAACUAUUCCACCAAAAUGUUUCAGGCCAAGUUUGACCAGGCCAAAUAUCUCACACUGGGUGUUGGGGCCGUCAAUCUGACGUUCACUUUGGUAGCAUUCUUCCUGAUGGAGAGGGCAGGGAGGAGGCGGUUGCUCCUGACUGGUUUCAUCUCCAUAGCAGUGUGCAACUUAAUCAUGACCGUAGUCGAUUCUGUCCUGCAUCUGGUCCCAGAACUCAGAAGCCUACAAGUGCUGCUGGUUUUCUGCCUGACUUCAGCCUAUGAGCUGGGCCCAGGUCCGAUCUCCUGGUUCAUUGCUGCCGAGCUGUUCGACCAGUCUGGCAGACCUAUAGCCAUGGCUUUCAGUAGCCUGCUCAACUGGGGAGGGAAGUUUGUUCUGGCACUUCUCUUUCCUCCAUUACUGAAAAUCUGUGGUGCUUAUGUCUACCUCCUUUUUAUGAUCGUGGCUCUGCUCGCCUUCACCUUCACCUGGAUUCGCCUCCCGGAAACAAAGGGUCGUACAUUUGAUGACAUCGCAGAGGAGUUCAGAGGAGCAGAGGGCAUCCCGUUGCACAAUAAGACUGUAUUCAACACUUUCACCUGAGCAACGUGUCAGUUUUGAUUGAUGCUGGUCAAUAAUCAGUGUGUAAUGAGUCAAUUCAAUUUAAAGCAACAAAAAAUAUGCUAGAAAACUGUUUUGAAUAUAAAUCUGGUGCUCACAGCAUUGAAAAUUUACUUUUAAAUAACAAAUCUUUAACACAAAACAAGAAAACCACAAACGCCAAACCAUCUUAUCAAUGCAAUUGCUGUUACUCAAAGCACGCACAGAUAUUAUUUAUGCAAAGACAUUUUAAUACUCAGAGCUCAAAAAUGAUAAUUAUUCAAACUCAGAGCACCAAAAUGUAAGUCCAUUAGGUACAGGUUCUGACUCUUACUUUUACCUUACUUCUUUAGGCUCUCCAGCAAAACGACACUAAAAAAAUGAUAUUAAAAGUAGAUUAUAGUUUAUAUUUAUCCUGCAUGUAUGAGGCAUUUUGUGGUCAUUGUGUUGUUAUUUUGUAAAAGCACUAGGGGGAGAUUGUGGGAAUAGUGGAAAAAGUUUGCAACACAUUCUUUGCAUAGUUUAUAGCUUGUAAAAACGCUGGAUUUAUUUCCACACCAUCAACCAAGCCUCUUUUUUUAAUUUUAACACACAAGUGUACCGUGACACACUGCCUGGCAAACAAGAAAGUUAGAACACUUCCAGCAUGUCCAAAAUGUUUAACAGAGUUCUUGUAACUUCUUUCCCUCUUGUUAUUUCCAUAAAUCUGCUAGUUAUAUCGUAACUUAAUAUCAGGUAGCAAAUGAGAUUAUUGUAAUUCUUAAAAAUGGUUUUGUAGUGAGCCAAUUAGAUGUUUUUGCUUAUCUAAAAAUUGUACUUUUAAAUGUUCAGCCUAGUUUAAGGCACCAUCUGUACCUGAUCUCCUAUGGAGCCUUUCUUAGUUGGAUUCUCAGCGGUGCAGCCUUACAAUUCAUUAUUUGUGUGCAAAAUCUCACAUGUCUCUGAAUUGUGUAUAUUUGUAAUAUGCCUGAAAACCAACCACAGCUCUGAGGAUAAAUAUGUGAUCCAACACGAUCCACUUUGACUCGCAGGAACUGCAGAGGGAGUGAGACCAGGAGAUUAGAGGACAAGUUUGGCUUUUAAAACAGCAGGGGGUCAGAAUAAAAUGGAAAUGAAUAAUGCUGUACUUGUCUAUUCAAAGUCAGUUUCUAAUAACUCAAAAACAGAGCCAGAACUCAGUCAGCUUGUAAAGGAUGUGUUCUCAUUUGUCUAUGGACAGCUUGUUUUAUCUUUUUAGACACACAAGCAAAGUCCACAGAGACUAUGAUUUAAAAGGCAGAUCGACCGAGCAGGGUGUUUAGAAAACAACAUUCAGGAUUUCAUUCCAUUUUCCAACACUUUGUGUAAAAAUAUGUAAACAGCGCCAUCUACUGGACCAAACCGUCUCUUUUAGUUAUUAAUCCAUAAACUACAUGCAGAUAUAUGUUGGUAAAUGACUUAAGUGGCUUUAGUUAGUGGUGCAGCAAAGAGGAGACAACUGAUCAAGUGGACAGCACGGUGAAAGGGAGACAGGAAACAGUUUUCACACUGCUAUGUAUAGCUUUUGUAAAUAAAAAAACAACAACAAUACUGUAUUGUUAUAAUAAAUGAGUGUAUUAAAAAACUGCAAUAUCAAGUAAUUUUCUCUGAUAACCCAUCCUGACAAAAACAAAAAAGGAAGAUUGAAUCCAUGAAGCCAUGCAUUUGUUUUGCUUGAGGAUAUUAUUAAAAAUACCUUCACCACCCUUUCAACUGAUCCUAUUUAGUCACUGUGAUUUGAGUAAAACACAGAAGGACUGCUGUGUAA
Messenger RNA from Haplochromis burtoni (Burton's mouthbrooder), 2808 nucleotides. RefSeq names its product solute carrier family 2, facilitated glucose transporter member 1-like. The transcript has 6 exons. Gene Ontology annotation, molecular function: hexose transmembrane transporter activity. Gene Ontology annotation, cellular component: membrane. The record is from RefSeq and is a predicted model, not a curated record. Bases 63 to 1025 code for a protein of 320 amino acids. Gene Ontology annotation, biological process: monosaccharide transmembrane transport. NCBI's taxonomy places the organism in Eukaryota, Metazoa, Chordata, Actinopteri, Cichliformes, Cichlidae.